Messenger RNA from Venturia canescens, 867 nucleotides. RefSeq lists its product as uncharacterized. The transcript has 4 exons. Lineage: Eukaryota; Metazoa; Arthropoda; Insecta; Hymenoptera; Ichneumonidae. The record is from RefSeq and is a predicted model, not a curated record. Bases 304 to 717 code for a protein of 137 amino acids.
UUGUAAGAUUUCAUCAAUAAGCGGCUGAAAAUAAAAAUACUAGCAUAACUUUACAUAUAAAUUUUUUCAUCGUUUCGCGUAUAAACGGGUAAAUCUCUUCAAGUAAAAACUCAAGUAAAAAAAAAUAGCAGCACGAACCCGAAUCCUGGUGUCAGCGUGGGACUGAAGCUAAGACAUGAAAUCAAAGAUUCAGCAGAAAAAAGGAGUGGGGAAAAACUAUCCAUCCCUAUGAGACUGACGAUCUAGAGCUCAUUAACAAUUCUGCUUCCAAAGUGCACGAGUGGAGUGAAAAAAACUUCAAAAAUGACUCUGUACUACGAGGAUUAUGUGUUACCAUCGGACCCUUUACCUCAUGCGGAAUUGAGGGUUUAUGUGACGGAUGGUGUAAGGCGGGUGGAAUUGGUGUAUGACGACACCAUCCACGAUCAUUACCAGCAUCAUCAGCGAGAUUGGACGAGAGUGCAGCAAUAUCGUCGGGGAGCGACGGAGAUCGAGCGUCGGGAGAACGCCGCACGUUCUCGAGCCCUGAAGAAAAGAAGGGAAGCAAAAAAGCUCCUCAAGCGAAAAGGUGAACCGUCCUCGUGGAUCGACGUGACGUUUCCAAAAAGAAAUAGAAGUGAUAUGGACCUCGUGGAACGGGAGGAAAAAAAGAAAUUGAAAUGGAGGCUUAUACCCUUCGAUUUCGAAUCUCCACGCCCUCCAAAUAUACGACGAUAGGAGAAUGAGUUCAAGAGAGUGGCUAUUCUGGAAAGCGAUGAAGAAGCAGAAGAAGAAGACCCGAGAAAGAAGAAGAAGCGAAACGAAUAAAAAUAAUUUCCAAACGAAUUAAAAUCAAUAAAAUUCCUGUAAUAUUUGAAUUCAGCUGCA